Messenger RNA from Neltuma alba, 1297 nucleotides. Its product is annotated as 30S ribosomal protein 2, chloroplastic. Gene Ontology annotation, biological process: chloroplast rRNA processing. Bases 101 to 868 code for a protein of 255 amino acids. The transcript has 4 exons. Gene Ontology annotation, molecular function: mRNA binding. Gene Ontology annotation, cellular component: chloroplast thylakoid membrane. The record is from RefSeq and is a predicted model, not a curated record. NCBI's taxonomy places the organism in Eukaryota, Viridiplantae, Streptophyta, Magnoliopsida, Fabales, Fabaceae.
CACGAAGAAGAUAACGAGAUAAAUCCACCUCCAGUUCUCUUCUGUUGCUUCAAAAGCCUCUCGCUUCUUCGUCAUCCCUUUCCACUCUUCAAUCAAAGCAAUGGCUUUAUCCUCUUCCCUUUUCUCACCACCCCAUCUUCUUUCCAAUCACACUACAAAAUCCAUUUCAACUUCUUCAAGAUUCUCUAGUCACCUUCUGAAAUCGGUCUAUUCACAAACCUUUGUCAAAUCGACGCCUUCUCUGGUAGUUACAACUCAUAGACACUUUCGGACACCCUUUGCUGUUGCAGAAGAAACCGUGGUCACUUCACCGGACCCGAAAUCCGAUGCCGCAAGGAAGCUCUAUAUUGGGAACAUUCCACGCAAUAUUGAUAACAAUGAGCUUACCCGGAUAGUUGAAGAGCAUGGUUCUGUUGAGAGGGCAGAGGUUAUGUAUGACAAAUACUCUGGAAGGAGUCGUCGCUUUGCAUUUGUUACAAUGAAGACGGUUGAGGAUGCAAAUGCAGUAAUUGAGAAGCUAAAUGGCACUGAAAUCGGAGGACGUGAAAUCAAAGUAAAUAUAACAGAAAAACCUUUGCAAACAGUUGAUCUAUCUAUUCUCCAGGCAGAGGAAUCUGAAUUUGUCGACAGUCCCCACAAAGUAUAUGUAGGAAAUCUUGCAAAAACAGUAACAACAGAUUUACUGAAGGACUUCUUUUCUUCGAAUGGAAAUGUUCUUAGUGCCAAGGUUUCACGUGUUCCUGGGACCUCAAAAUCCAGUGGUUUUGGUUUUGUCUCAUUUUCUUCAGCUGAGGAUGUUGAAGCUGCUAUCUCAUCUUUCAACAAUUCUCUCUUAGAAGGGCAGCGAAUUCGAGUGAACAAGGCAUAAACAUUCAAAAGCGGUAACCUGGAAGCUUGCUUGACUUCAUAUCCUCUAGUUGGAACCAGUAAAGGCUUUGUAUGAAAUAGAAGCCAUCAUACAUCAGUCCCAUUUCUUGUCUAGCUUAAACCCCAUCUUUUCAGGUGUCAAGUUCCUCCAAAAAGGGAAAAAAGGGAGAGUUGAAUGCUUCUGUCGGAAGAAAUUCUGUAGUUCAGGUUUUGGGGAGCUCACUAAUUGCUUGUAAUUGUGUUGCUUCUUUUCAUCCGUACUGUGUAAUAUGGCAGGUCCUGUUGAGUUAUGAAUGUAUUUAGUUCCUCUAUUUGACUUGAACAAAUAUUGUAAUUGGCUUGAACUUGACCCCUUGACUGACGUGCAAGUUUUGGAAUCUGUAUUUUGUGUGAGCUUCUGAGAUGGAGUUUUAUGCAAUAUUUGAUGUGA